Messenger RNA from Drechmeria coniospora, 2286 nucleotides. RefSeq lists its product as uncharacterized. Lineage: Eukaryota; Fungi; Ascomycota; Sordariomycetes; Hypocreales; Ophiocordycipitaceae. The coding region runs from base 1 to 2286 and encodes 761 amino acids. The transcript has a single exon. The record is from RefSeq and is a predicted model, not a curated record.
AUGGCCGACGCCGACGCGGAAAUUGUCGUCCAGGCCUUGGGCCGUCUGAGCUUCCUCGGCCAGGUCUACGAUGCCACCACGGGCACCCUCGGCAUCGCCUCGCUCUUCGACAAGACCAAGGUCGCCGCCGCCACCGUCACGACGCCGACGCCGAGGACCGAGGCCGAAGUCAAGAUUGUCAAGACGGCCAAGGAAAGGGCCCACCUGCUCAACGUCUCGGCCUCGGUCUCCGUUUCCAUCUGCGGAGGCACCGUCACCGUUCGUGGCUUCGGCGACUACCUCGACAGGUCCGACACGCGGGAGGAGUCCGUCACCAUCACCGGAGUCAUCCGAGGUCGCACCAUCCACAAGAGGCUCGACCUCAGCAACGAACCCCUCGUCACCAACGUCGUCCUCGACGGCGACCAGAUCAGGGCCUCGGGGGCAACCCACGUCGUCACGGCCAUAACCUACGGCGGCAGCGUCCUCGGCAGCUUCUCCCAGGGCAAGUCGGACGCGUCGUCGGACGAGAACAUCAAGGGCUCCUUCAGCCUGUCCAUCCUCCAGGGCAUCGCCGGCCUCGCCAAGGCCGAGGGCAGCGCCGACAUCACCAGCGAGCUCGCCAAGAAGGCCAAGGGCUACAGCGUCAGCACGACCCUCGUGGCCGACUACAUCGACUACGUCCAGACGACCCCCUACACGCCCGAGCAGGUCAUCGAGACCCUGCAGCAGGGCUUGCCCUUUUCCUCGGACGAGGGCGGCAACGUCGGCGUUCCCCUCGAGCUUGUGCUCACGCCAAUCUCUCGCUUCGACCGCCAGUCGUCGGCCCUCCUCUUCCAAGAGUUACAGGAGGAGGACCUGCUCCGUCUCAUGUCCAUGUACGACGACAUCGUCGACUUGAAACAACGCCGGACGACCAUCCGGAUCCAACUCGAGGCCGGCUCCGUGACCAACCCUGCCAUCCAAUACUUGACGCUCUUCCCAUCUUUUUCCGACGCCUGCGAGGCCCGAGAGUCCGCCGUGGAAGCCAUUCGCGUCCAGGCCAAAGCCGAGCUCGCCCGUUUUCUCCGCGACUAUCGCACCCUGACGAACACGACCAAGACGGCCGAAGAAUUCGUCGCGGAAUCUCGUCCCAAGUACAGCACAGAACUGGAUCUUUACGCCGCCGACUUUGACCAGUGGCAACAGCUGCUGCAGGUGGAGCAGGUGGCCAAGAAUCACAACUUCCCGCUCUGCCAGCUGUCCGACAUUGAGCUGGCCAUGAACAGACCCGGGCCGAAUUCCCUCAUCGUCGCCCUCACCCCACCGGCCGUGUCCAAGAUCAGCCUCCUCAACGCAUACCGCGCCUGGGGAGGCGACAUCAAAAGAUGGCAGGACAAGGAUGACGAGGGGAAUAAUCUCAAGGCGGAAUACUACACCUUGUACGCCGAUGCCGCUCUUGAUGUCCCGCUGCUGAAGCUCGACGGCACACGAUCCUCCAUCGCCUUGGCCCUCACCAAGGCCCGCGACGGCGCCAAGACCGUUCACCUCAAGUACGGCUAUCGGAAAGCCAACACGGCCAGCAAGGAUUGGACAAUGUUGAACCAAGACUGGUGGGGUAUCGUCGUCGACGCAAAGAUGAAGACCCGAUACAUUGGUGAAAUGAAGGACGGUGUACCCCACGGACACGGUGUCGUCACGUACGUGGACGGCACAAAGUACGACGGUGAGUGGUUCUACGGCCAGCGCGACGGCAUUGGGGAAAUCACCCGCGGCUCUCGCAUCAUUGCCCAAGGCCUAUUCUUGGACGGCGAAUACAGACCCGAAAAGGAGGCCAUCGACGGCGAGCUCUUGAAUACGAUGCUGUAUCCCUACUCGAGCAACAUCAUCGAGGUGAAUGCGUACAGGAAAUCGGAGUGGCUAGGCCGGGCAACCAUGGCGAUUGGCCUGGAUCACAUCUACAAGGUUGAAGGUACUGCCGCAAAGAUCGCGAGAGCGAUGGGUUGGAAGGAUGGUCAGAGAUUCCAGCUCACACCCCUCUACCUCUCGGCAUCCGGAACGGCGCGAUCACCCUAUGUUUUGGUCGUCAAUGGACCGAAGAUUGAGUCGGGUCCGUACCCUGAAGGCUACACAAGAAGCAAGAGAUGGCCCGACGAUUUGAUCGAGGACGUCCUGAACGACGCCGAUGGUGCUGAUUGGCUCGCCGACCGUAGCUUCACGAGGCGGCUCUCCAUGUUCACGCCGUUAAAGGAGUACCCGAUGCCGGGAAUUCUCACAAAACGGUUCCAAGCUAUCCAGAUUGAAGCGAUGGUGGUGGAAUCAGAAUGA